This is a messenger RNA of Haliotis rufescens (red abalone), 1541 nucleotides long. RefSeq names its product mevalonate kinase-like. The coding region runs from base 133 to 1296 and encodes 387 amino acids. NCBI's taxonomy places the organism in Eukaryota, Metazoa, Mollusca, Gastropoda, Lepetellida, Haliotidae. The record is from RefSeq and is a predicted model, not a curated record. Gene Ontology annotation, cellular component: cytoplasm. Gene Ontology annotation, molecular function: ATP binding; mevalonate kinase activity. Gene Ontology annotation, biological process: cholesterol biosynthetic process; isoprenoid biosynthetic process. The transcript is spliced from 8 exons.
UCGACUUCCGUAUAAACAAAUAUGAGGUGAUAACCACGCGUUCAUCAGCUGUUGCUGUUACCACCAGGGAGUGUUGUGAUCGUCGGGACUAAUUAACGCCGGCAACUGGUGUCACUUGCUUUUUAUUCAAUCAUGGGAGACAUAACAGUUUCUGCUCCCGGAAAAGUAAUUUUGCAUGGUGAACAUGCUGUUGUUUAUGGAAAGGUUGCGAUUGCCGCAAGUCUUAAUCUGCGGACAUACUUGCGGAUGAGAAGAGGUACAGACAACUUAAUCAGCCUCGAUCUCCCGAACAUCGCCAUCAAGAAGUCCUGGACUACUGAUGGCAUCAAGUCACAGGUUUCCCUGCCGCUGUGUGAUCCAAACAAGCCAGUGGGAGUUUCCGGAGAACUUCUGACAAAGUUAAAAGAUAUUGCUGGUGUAGACCAACACGAAUCUGACACCAAACAGUUGGCUGUGAUAACAUUCUUGUAUCUGUACUGUGCACUAGCGGCCCACAAGGGCACUCUACCAGCUAUAGGUCUGAAGGUGGUGUCCGUCCAGCCGGUCAGUGCUGGCCUGGGGUCGUCGGCCUCCUUCUCCGUGUGUCUGGCGGCCAGUCUGCUGCAACUGUCCGGGAUCAUCUCCUCCCCAGCAGGAGACGAAGUGUGGUCGGAGGCGGAGCGCGAUCUCAUCAACUCUUGGGCAUUCUUUGGGGAGAAGAUAUUGCAUGGAAACCCUUCAGGGAUAGACAACUCUGUCAGCACCUACGGUGGAGCAAUCAAGUUUAAGUCAGGGAAGAUUACGCCACUGUGUAGAGUGCCGAAGCUGCAGAUCCUGCUGGUGAACACCGGAGUUCCAAGAAGCACAAAGGUCCUGGUAGCUCGGUGCAGGGAGCGAUAUCAGAAGUACCCAGACAUUAUCGAGCCGGUCCUGAAGUCUAUAGAGGCCAUAUCCCACCGGUGUGAGGAGGUGCUCGCCGAGUUGGCCGACUCCCCCUCCACAGAUCUGUAUGAAACACUGGAGGAUUUGAUUGACAUCAACCAGCACCACCUGGGAGCACUGUGUGUGAAUCACCCUGCCUUGGAGGAGAUUGUGAGGACAGCGGCCAAGUAUGGCCUUCACGCCAAGCUGACGGGGGCCGGGGGAGGAGGGUGUGCCUUCAUCUUCAUCAAACCAGACACUCCAUUGACAACACUUGCAGACAUUAAAUCAGAAUUUGCGUCCCAGAAGUUAUCGUGUUGGGAGACGAGCGUGGGAUCUCCCGGUGUCACUGCACAUAGUGGGGACGAUGGGCACCUGAAGCAGCUCUUCUCAUGACGGGGCUAACGUGGGUCAGCCUGGUACAUGUUGUACAGAACCACGUUCCAAACUAUUUAAAUAAUUUGAAAUCAUUGUAUGAAAGGUAUUUUCAUUUUCAACACAAAGUUUUUCAGGUAUGGCAGUGAGGUGAGGUGAAAUGGGGUUUAAUGUCGCGUCCAAGAUUAUUGCACUCUUAUAGCGACGUGCAUGUACGUGUGUGUGUGUGUGUGGCUGCUUGUACUAGUCCGGACUGAUGCCGAUUU